This is a messenger RNA of Petromyzon marinus (sea lamprey), 6331 nucleotides long. RefSeq names its product glucosaminyl (N-acetyl) transferase 4 (gene GCNT4). Lineage: Eukaryota; Metazoa; Chordata; Hyperoartia; Petromyzontiformes; Petromyzontidae. Gene Ontology annotation, molecular function: acetylglucosaminyltransferase activity. Gene Ontology annotation, cellular component: membrane. The record is from RefSeq and is a predicted model, not a curated record.
UCUCUUUUUACGAGGCAUGUGUCACAUGACGCUCUGGACUCCCUUGCGUACGAGAUGCUCCAUCUCAGGAAAAUACCCAGAAUGAAUAUCUCAGUGGCUCGGCGGUAGAGUGAGCGGCUCCCAGUGGAAAAGUCGCGAGUUCACAUCCUGGGGUAGAUCAAAUUUGUACCGCUUUGUGGGGAAGUCAACAGGGGUUGUCCUGUGAAUAGACUCGCCCCCACCAUGAUAAUGUGGAAUUUCCCCUACUGCCUCAAGGCUCAUUUGGCCAGGAAAUGUCUUUGCCAUUUGACUUUGGGUUACAUACCGUGAUAACCUUAACAGCCUAAGACAACCGAGCUAAGUGUGAUGCACAACACUUACACACGUGUUCAUUCAAACGUAUACUUGUGUAUACACGUGCAUUAACACCACGCAUUUGUAUGUGUGUAUAACAACAACAAUACUACUACUACGCGUGUCAGUGCACGUGUAUUAGUGCAUGCGUGUGCUUUAAACAUCACUUGCCGAUAUGCAGCCACGUGUCGGCGUUGGCACACUUUGCCUUGCGGGGUUGGUUGGCUAAACAGCGCGAACCUUCGUGAUGUGUCUGUGUGUGUGUGCCCACCGGAGCCUCUGGGCAUUAAGUGGUGGUGGGCGGGUGAUGUGUGUGUGUGUGGGGGGUGUCGCUCGCGGCGUGCGUGCGGGUCUCUGGUAUUGGAUUACAGCGGAGACAGGGGCGGUAUGGUUACGAGAGAGCGAGGAGGGAUGCUUUUAUAGUGCAACACAGCCAGUUCGCGUGGAACAGUCGCGAUCAGUCGGCCAAGGCCACCACCGGCUCGGCAGCCGACAGUUCCGUGAGCAGCGUCCCGUUGGCAGGGUCCCGGCCGCUGCAAGGUUUGCGUUUGAGCGCUCGGGACGUCUGGCGUUACGCUGCACACGCUGGGAGCUUCUGAAGGCGCUGGACUGACACUGUGCUGGAAAACACGAGGGACAACACGGCAACACGUGGGACAGAGCCGCGGAGCACAACCGCGGAAGCGUUGCGCGGUAUUAGUUUCUUCCUCAAAGCGGAGUGGCUGGAUGAAGCAUCGCCUGCGUAGGUAUCGAACCCUCGACGCUCGGGCGGCAGUUGGGAGCUCCCACAUUUUUCUGGGGACCACAACCAUACAACUGGAGAGGAGACUACAUGUUGCGGGCCGCUCGGUUUGGCGGGCUGGAGGGCGCGCGUCUCCUGCAGCCGGCGGAUACUGAGCUCGCACCAGCGGCAGCGUGCUCUCCCAUCGCGUCACACCAGCCGGCGGAUACUGAGCUCGCACCAGCGGCAGCGUGCUCUCCCAUCGCGUCACACCAGCCGGCGGCUUGACGCCACGGUCCCUUGAUGCUGCGACGCACCAUGGUGAAAAGGAAUCUCUGCGAGAUCGCGAAGCUAUGGCGCCAGAUCAUGAAGGUUAUAAUUCUUGUGGCAGUUUUGCUCUCCUUCCUGAUAUACGCGGUGCAUCACACCGACGACCACUCGGACAGGUUGAAGGACAUGUGGCUCAUGGAGCCCUCCCUGAGCACCUCCAAGCUGGUCCAGUGGCAGAUCAGUGCCGCCGAGUGGCAGGCCGCCGACAAGGAGCUCUACAACAUCCGGUGCAGCGAGAUCCUCCAGCAGGAUCCGCGGGAAAUUGGGAAAACCCUGAAGAUCCGGAGGAAGACGAUAGUCGACCUGACCGACGAAGACAUGUUGCUCCUGACCGAAGACUGCCCGGUGUUUUUGGAGACGAGGAAGUACUUCUCGAAGCACGUGUCCGCGGAGGAGAGAGACUUCCCCAUCGCGUAUUCGAUCGUCGUGCACAAAAACGCCGCGACGCUCGAGCGCCUGCUGCGUGCGAUUUUCGUGCCGCAGAACGUCUACUGCGUACACGUCGACACCAAGUCGUCCACAACGUUCAAGUCUGCCGUGCAGAGUCUUGCGAAGUGUUUCGACAACGUAUUUGUAGCGUCCAAGCUGGAGGAGGUGCACUACGCGCAUAUUUCGCGCUUGCAGGCCGACAUCAAUUGCCUCGCCGACCUGCUGAAAUCGCCCGUGCGUUGGAAAUACGCGAUUAAUCUGUGCGGGCAGGACUUUCCGUUGCGGUCCAACCGAGAGCUCGUGAGCGAGUUGAAGAGCCUGCAAGGCAGGAGCAUGCUGGAGACCGGCAAGCCGUCGGCGUACAAGCAGCAGAGGUUCACGCACAAGUUUGUCCUCGAGAGGAGGGAUUCCUCCCUCCCGGCGCUGCAGCACACCCAGACGGCGCUGGCGCCGGCGCCGCACGGCCUCGAGGUGUUCGUCGGCAGCGCCUACUUCGUGCUGAGCCGGGAGUUCGUCCGCUUCGCGAUAACGAGCGCCGUGGCGGCGGACUUCCUGCGCUGGUGCGCCGACACCUACUCGCCCGACGAGCACUUCUGGGCCACCCUGGCGCGCUCGCCGCAGGCCCCCGGCGGCGGCGGCGGCGGCAAAGCCGACGUGUCGGACCUGCAGAGCAAGACGCGGCUCGUCAAGUGGAGCUACCUCGAGGGGCGGCUGUACCCGGUGUGCUCCGGGCGGCACGUGCGCAGCGUGUGCAUCUACGGCGCGGCUGAGCUGGGCUGGCUGCUGCGGGACGGCCACUGGUUCGCGAACAAGUUCGACCCGCACGUCGAUCCCGUGGUCGUCAAGUGCCUUGAAGAGGAGAUCUCCAGCAGGCAGAACGCACGUGAGUGAUGGGAGCGCCUUCGCGGACGCGUGAGGGUCCACAGAGGAGCUGCUGGUGUUCGUGAGAUGGGGCGGACCCGGAGCCUUUGGUUAGACAGGAAGGCGGGAAUCAUGUGCUACGUCGGUAGGGCUGGCGUGUCCACGGCAACCUGGCCCGUGCCAAACCGAUUCUACAGACUUCUAGACUCACCCUCGGCUCUCAGUCUCAUACCAAGCUGUAUGCUCAGAGCAAGGCUGACCCCAGAGCCGGUCAGGGUCAACCUAGGAGCAAGAGGCACGUGCUGUGACAUCACUCGAUCGGAUUAACUUUCGUCGGCCACGUGCGCAUUAAAAUUGUGCAGUGGAAAAUCACAAGACAAAUAGAUUUCAGCGUAAAAUAGCCUCCCCGAACCACAGUUUAAUAUAUAUUUUUUAUCGAAGAAAAGUAUGGGUAUUGUUUUAGAUUGCUUCCUCCCCCGCCCACCCACCCAGCUCCCGGACGCAGAUGAUGGAGGAAGGGAAUGGGCACUGAGGGGACAUAACAAAUGUGACGAGUAGAGCCCACAGAGUCCAACUGCAUGUGGGGCAUAGGGACGGAGGCUCAGGCCUGAUGCUGCUUCUGCGUCACGUCUGGGUAAUUCCUGGGCCAAAUUGUGGAGUCAUUUCUGGGACAGGGAGCGCCGUUCUCAGUGUUCGUGGAAGUUAAAAUGCGCACAGCGCCUCGGAUUAACGCGGCCGGCUACGUACAUUGCGGAACAAGUUCCACAUACAUGCAUGGGACAAAGAUAGCAGGCCUCCUGCCAACAAAGUCCCUGGGACAUGCGAUAAGUGUCUAUAAUGCGGCCGACGGCUGUACUCUGCUGAGUCUGGAAAUAGCCGAGUUGUUUCCGGAAGAUUUUGCCUGGGUUGGAAGUGCAGCUCAGGUCAACACAGUGAGAGCCUUGUUCGGUUAAAGAUUAUUUGAAAGUAACAUAUUAUCCAUGUUUUACAAAAUACACGACUGCACAGGGAGUGUUUGUGCCCUCUGCAGGGUUUUCAAAUUGUCUAAUGUAAGUAGCGUAUAUAUUUUUGUAUUGGCACAUGAAGUGAUGUGAGCACUGUUGACUAAGUACGGUGCAAAAGAAGUUCUACAUACGCGCAGAGGGGUUAUGUGUUGCUGUGUGUAUGUGUGUGUUUCAAACUGUUUAAACAUGGUCUUUUUAUGCAUCUUGCAACUUCAAAUAGAAUAUGUUUGGAAAAGUGAGCCGGAAGCGCCCUUUAUAUGCCUGGGGUAGGGUUAAUUUAUUUCGUUAUUGGUUUACCCGCCAGAAUUCAGUAGUUUCUACAAUCACAGAGCUGGGUCCAUUGGUAAGGUGCAGAUGAGCACAAUUGUUUUUUUUUAUGCUUUCCGACCAAGGUUGAAAGCACGAAUGCAUUCGCUAUGCUUAACACAAAGUAGGCUUUCGAGACCAUUGUUACCCAUAAGAGGUUUUUGGGUUAUAUUGCGUAAAUGUGUCGUUAAACCCGCCACCACCCUACACAGCCAAUUACUAAGGUGUGUCACGUCAACAAACAAAAAAAAUCCAACUCGUUACUCGUGCAGCACACCGGCUAUGUGGUGGAGAGUAAACCCACGGCAUUUACAAUUUGAGCACCGUGAAGCUGGUUGUUGGAAUUAGCGCCGAAACGUCGUACGACUCAAAUUGUAAAUGUUGUGGGUUUACCCUCCAACACACCGGUGUGCUGAACAGUAACGAAUUGGCACGUUUUGUUCACGUGACGAACCUUACCAACUGGCUCUGUCGGGUGGUGGCGGGUUUAACGACACAUUUAAAUUCACGCGAUAUUACCCAAAGACAUCUAUUACGCAUGAGCUCCGUCCGUCUGUUCCUACGUCACGUGAAGCUGAUCCGAUCCAAGCCACAUUGAUUCUGUGAGUCUAAAGUCUACUUGGGACUUAUAGUGUUAAACACAAACAUAUAAAGUGGCCAAAUGGAUUGAAGGCCCUUGCGCAUAACAAAAACUGAGUGAUACAAAUGAAGCAGCCUUCUUUUGGCCAAGGCGAUGACGUUCCAAGCCACGCGCACGCUCGCUCUACCGCGCCUUUGUGUGUGUCCGUGCGAAUUCGGAAGGAACGCGACGCCAGAAGUCAGAACGCGCGACGUGACCGUUCCAAACACCCCGCUCUCAGAGAGCAAACGAGCGGUAUGGAAUCCACUGCGCACGAUUGGGAUAUUUCUACACGGAUUGUAGAUCGCGUCCAAAGUUGAGUCCAAAGUUGAAUGCCAGGUGUCAUUCAAAUCAUGAACUGUAUAUAUAUAAAAAAAAUCAGAAGCGCGGUUAAAAAAUAAAAAAUUAAAACUCUUUUUACUUUGAGCUUCGUCGCCAAAGUCGACGAAUCAGCGGCGUUGCGUGGUGCAGGGCAAUGGAUGAAUGAUUGAUGGGUGCCGCUGUCAUUGUGUGGCUUAUAAUGGCCAGCCAGAAGCCAGGGGGUAACCUUACCUGGCCGCUCUGACCGCCGGUUUCCAUAUUGUCCUACAAAUUUCCAUUUGGCUCGCCGGUGUCAAGCCCGUACGGUACUCGACGCAAGUCUGCAUUUGCCUUACGGUACGGUGUCGCGUAUCCGACUCGCUGGGGAGGCUGCGGCGUAGGCAGAUUCGUGACAAGGCCGGAUAUGAGAUCAUCUACAGAAAACGACGGUUGAGUUCAUCGCGACUGAGAUGGAACAGCUUUGAAUGGUGGGGAAAUGCUUCUUCUUCGCCGUGCUUGAGAAGGAAGCGGACGCACACGAGGUUAAGAGACUGCGUGCGCAAAGGUUUUCGGAACAUCUGGUAGAAAAUCACAGAUGACACGCGGCGCACAAAUCCUGCUACUUCGGUGUGGCCGGUUAGUUGGUCAGGGUGAAUGUGAUGGUCACAUGAGUGAGGUGGUGCCGUACUGUCUUUGCUUAUGGUCGGUUUGAACGCAUUGCAGAUGGAAGUGUGGAAAAAGUAGGUGUAAUGAUGUACAGUAUUUAAAAGGCCUGCGGUGGACCUUGGGUUUCAAUGAAAAGUGCAUCCGUCAGUCUGCUUUGUGUGUGGAUGGCUGUUAAAGCCUGGGUUAUUGAACCACUUUUCAUGGACCAUGUAUGUUGAUUUACCAGGGAUGUUAUGAUGCACCACCAAGCCCUUCUUGUAAUUCAGGGUCCCGUUUCGAUCUCAGAAUGGUUUCACCCAAACACUGCGGCUGCAAGGCGAUUUCGCGUCCAUCACAAGCGGCGCACACAGUCACGUGGAAUUUCUCAUACCGGCCAAUUUGACGCGUGUUCUGUGCGAGCUUUAUCGAUCGACGUCGAUUCGAUCGGUUCGGUGGUGCAUCGUUCCAACCCCCGUGGUGGUCAGCAGAACUUCUGCACAGGCCACCCGGAGAGGCAGGGGGGUGGGGGGGGGGAGCAGUGGUGCAGUGGUGCCCGGACCGGACAGCGGCUCUGUGGUUCGUGACUCUCUGUUCGUCCGUGCCCUGGUGCCAGCCGUGGCAUACACACGCGCGCUCACGAUCAAUCCUGAAUAAAGUAGGGCACAUUUCACACAAGCACAGUACCUACAUUUCAGAAAUAGAUGUUUUUCUGAAAGUGGUGUUUUUUUGUUUGUUUGUUCAUGAAGUGUUGAUGUUAUACUUAUUAAAGAUUUAUUUUCAAAU